CUUUUGCCGGGCAUGAACGUAGCGGCGCCAUUGCACGCGUUGCCUCACUCCUGGCAGUUCAGUUCCUCCACAGAUAAUGCUGGGCAUCGUUCGUGCAUUCGAGUAAACCAUUGGCUACCUAAGGGGUUCGAGCACGACAAAGUAUUGAAGUUCCUACCCAUCCUGACAUGGAUGCAUCCUGGUAUAUGCACCCCCACUCGUUUCUUUUGAUACAUAAGUACCAUCGUGUAUUGUAACGUUGUCCUGGGAUCAACUUAAAUUGAUCUCUCGAUGCCAAUGCCUCCUGCAUGCUCAUCAUCAUCAUCACAUUCCAUUGCUAAUUUUCCAUCUAUCGCAAUCCACUCAAUCCCUCAGCUGAAAAAUUAUCCUCACGAUGAAGUCAAUCCAUAUCCUCCGAUCCGAGGAGAUCGGCAACCCUGAUGCCGCCGAGGACCUCUACGGCCUUGGGGUACGACUCGGGUUCUACCUUCAAGCCCUAGCCAUGAUCCUCUACAUGUACGGUGACCCUAAGACCUACGGAACAGGGCUGAAAAUAGCCUCUGGAAGUAUCACUGUAUCCGUGUUAGCCUCUUGGCUCGAUUAUGCAGCUCAAAGCCAAUUCAGUCCAAGCGAAGCAAUCAUCGUCAUACUCUACCUCAUGAGCUUGUCACUCCCCGCCAAGUACACCCUUGUCAACCCGUGCACUAUCAAGGGUGAAUCAAUCGGCAUUCUUACCCUCAUUCUCACUGAACUAGCUACUUGCGCUGCCCUUUUAUGGACCUUUGCGACUCUCGUAAACACAUUGCCGCGAUUGGGGACUCCCAAUGUGACUUUCUUCUUCGCUUCUGUGUCUCUUACGGGAUGGUUCCGAUAUCUUGCCCUCGUGUAUUGUGUUUUCGAUGCGACAACCUCACUAAUUAGCGUGAGUAAGAUGUUCCGGAUUUUGCAUCUCGCCUGGAAACCGGAUGCAAGCAGCGACGAAUCGUUGAUGAAGAACCUUCAAGAGAUUAUCCAAUGGGAGGAAUGGCUGAUAUAUGUUGUUUGGCUAAACUGGGCUUUCGCAAUCAUCGCUAUUGAAACGACCCUGGUGUGGAAUCACUUGACUCCCUCGAACGAUCUUGGAUCACCCGGUCAGCUAAUUCCAUUUGUAACGGGAAUCAUACUGUUGCUUGAUAGUAUAGCUGUCGUGGCAAAGGAGCAUUUUAUACGGUAUUUGGAGAUGGCCAACCCGAUCUGGAAUUAUUGGUUAUUCGUUUCAUGGCUCCUUGGUCAGGGCUAUCGCGUCUAUGAGUUAUUUAAGCUGCAUUCGGUACGCAAGCUCCCUUAUAGGCAAGAUGAGGAGAGUGGUUCAGGGUUGGAGAAUAAGAGCGAAAGCGGGAGCAGCUGCUAGUUGUUUAAGUCAUUGUUGGAGCCUGUCUAUAAUAACUAUUUCUAUGGAAAUCUAAGGCAAUUGAUAGAAAA
This is a messenger RNA of Aspergillus eucalypticola CBS 122712, 1440 nucleotides long. RefSeq lists its product as uncharacterized. The transcript has a single exon. Bases 374 to 1369 code for a protein of 331 amino acids. The record is from RefSeq and is a predicted model, not a curated record. NCBI's taxonomy places the organism in Eukaryota, Fungi, Ascomycota, Eurotiomycetes, Eurotiales, Aspergillaceae.